AUGCCCCUCAUCAUCAUCACCGGCCUCCCGACCUCCGGCAAAACCACCCGCGCCCGCCAACUCCACGCCUACCUCUCCUCCCGCCUCGCCGCGACCAGCCAACAACAACAACAGUCACAAUCCCAACCCCCUCCAACCCCCCAAUACCGCCUACACCUAAUCUCCGACCCCUCCCUCUCCAUCUCCCGCACAGUCUACGACCUCUCGCCCACCCAACUCCCCGCGCACGUGCGGUCAGCCAACGCAUCCGAAAAGGACGCGCGCGCAGCCAUCUACGCGGCCGUCAAACGCGUGCUCUCGCCCCGCGACAUUGUCAUUCUCGACGGACUGAACUACAUCAAGGGGUGGCGGUAUCAGCUGUUUUGCGAGGCGAAAAAUGUCCGCACGGCGUGUUGUGUGUUGCAGAUUGGGUGUGGGAGGGAGAGGGCUAGGGGGGUUAAUGAGGCGCGGUUGGCGAGAAGGGGGGUGGAUGGGGGGGAAGCUGUGGGAGAUAAGGGAGAAAGGGGUGAUGAGGUGAAAGCUGCACCGGGACAAGAACUAGCACCAGAAUCAGAACCAGAACCCACAGCAGAGACCCCCGCAGUAGUCGCGGGCAACGACACCACCAACGACGAAGAUGACAACGACGACGAAGAACCCUACACCCCCUCCAACUGGGAAAACCUCGUCUUCCGCUACGAAGAGCCCAACCCCAUGACGCGCUGGGACUCCCCCCUCUUCACCCUAAUCUGGGAAGACGACGACGCCCAAACCCAACAAGUCUUCGACAAGAUCUGGGACACCAUUGCCGGCGACAACCGCAAGGCUGUCAAACCCAACCAAUCGACCGUCCAGCGCGACAAGGACCCUGGCGGGGACUAUCUUUAUAUACUAGAGCGCGAGACGCAGGAUAUUGUGAAGAGGAUUCUUGAGAGGCAGGCUGAUGAGGGUGAAGGUGGGGAGGUCACGCUUCCCCGCGUGAAUGGUGCCGCCGCCGCUGGUAGUGCUGGGGGGGAGGAUUUGGUGGUUGAGUUGCCUGGGAAGAAGGUCGGGUUGCCGCAGCUGCAGCGGUAUCGUCGGGCGUUCGUGGCGUUGAAUCGAGGCGGGAUUGGGUUGGAGGCUGUGGGGAAAUUGGCUGCGGAGCGGUUGAGGGAGAGUUUUGUCGGGUAUUUAAAUGAUGCUUUUGAGAAGGACGGUUGA
This is a messenger RNA of Dichotomopilus funicola, 1179 nucleotides long. RefSeq names its product chromatin associated protein KTI12. Bases 1 to 1179 code for a protein of 392 amino acids. The transcript has 2 exons. NCBI's taxonomy places the organism in Eukaryota, Fungi, Ascomycota, Sordariomycetes, Sordariales, Chaetomiaceae. Gene Ontology annotation, biological process: tRNA wobble uridine modification. The record is from RefSeq and is a predicted model, not a curated record.